AUGACGACUAUAACUGAAACAAAUCAACACAAAUCAUCAAUAACAUUGUCAUCUGAUGAGAGUAAUAUACAAAUUACUCCCUCACAUCCUAUCAAACGGUAUAGAGAAGAUAAUCGGCACACUUGUCAAUGUGCAGAGCAACAAGUUAAUGAUUUGACUUUAAAUGUAAAUGAUUAUUCUAACGAAAAAGAUUUCAGGGAAAUGGCAGCGAGAAGAUUAUUGAAUUCCAGUGAGGAAAAUUGUCAAAUUGAACUUGAACAUCGUUUUCCAAACGGAAAAAUGCCUUUCCCAGAGGAUCACAUUAAGUCUGAAGCAAGGAAUUAUAUUAUUCAUUCAAGAAGGAAGUUCGGCAAGAAAUUAUCUGAUUCCGAGUAUACAGUUAACUUAGCUGACGACACUUUCAAAAAGUUUUCUGACAUAAUUCAAUCCCAAGUCGAUGAUUUAUUAUAUAUCAACGAAUUAAGGCUAAAAAAGGCCAAUGAAGACUACAGGCAAACACGUGAACAGCUAAUGGCAGAAUACGUUGUACAUUUAAAUCAUAAUCUUUGUGGGGAACCUGAACCGUUUGAUAAAAUCACUUCCAAGUGCACUGAUGAUAUAAUGAAAAAUUAUGAUCAAAAAAUUAAAAUAUUUCCGAAAUUCAUUACUUUUAAUAAUCGUGACACUUUCAUAUCAACUUUGAUUUCCAAGAAUAAAGAAUUUCGUAUCGAUUAUGACGUGUACUUGAAACAGUACAUGGAUGACUUCAAAAAGAAUGUCGACGAUAUAUAUGAUAAUGUUAUUCAUGAAUACAAGCUCAAAGUCAAUAUCAAAUUACCAAAUAUACCAAUGUCAGAAGAAGAGUUAGACAAAUUAUUGUACUUCAAUAAGGACAAAUAUCAUUCGCUUUUUGACUCCGACACUUCAGCUCUCCCUGGUCAGAAAAAGACUUCAAGAGCUUAUGUCCAACAACAUAAGAACGUCCUCGUGGUAAGAAUCAAUACGGAACAAGAUAACAUGAUCAGUUACAACAAAGAUGCUUCAAAAGAAUGUUGUAAUAAAAUAUGGGAUGAGAAAGUUGAAUUUAUACGUCAUAAAGUAAAGAAUGGAAAUUAUGAUACAUUGGAUAGAUUUCAUAAAGAUCUCAAUACUUUCAAAAACAGCUAUCGUCUUGCAGCUAGUGGACCUGCAAUUAAUACCAUAUGGCAACGACGAUUAAAAGAAAUAAACUCCUGGGAAGCCAAUGUCAGAAGAUCUAUUAUGGCAAUACCUCAUAAUGGCAAAAGCGUUGAAACUAUUUACAAUGAAAUUAUGAAAUCAACGCUCAUUCCCAUUGACGAGUUGGCCAAAUAUUUAGGGAUAGCGUGGGCUGGCAGUGGACAUUACAGACGUACAGCUAGUGGUUAUAUGUGGGUUUGCACUAGGAAGGAUGUGGAUCGCAGGGACUAUUUACCAUCUUAUGUCUAUGAUUUCAAGUCUGACUUCAAAGAUUUAAUAGCAUCCGACCCUAUUAUUGA
This is a messenger RNA of Funneliformis geosporum, 1496 nucleotides long. Lineage: Eukaryota; Fungi; Glomeromycota; Glomeromycetes; Glomerales; Glomeraceae. The record is from the annotation of a GenBank genome assembly.